Molecule: messenger RNA, 888 nt
Organism: Volvox carteri f. nagariensis
Lineage: Eukaryota; Viridiplantae; Chlorophyta; Chlorophyceae; Chlamydomonadales; Volvocaceae
Exons: 7
Coding region: 124-888 (254 amino acids)
Biological process (GO): sphingolipid biosynthetic process; very long-chain fatty acid biosynthetic process; fatty acid elongation
Cellular component (GO): endoplasmic reticulum membrane
Molecular function (GO): 3-hydroxyacyl-CoA dehydratase activity
Source: RefSeq, a predicted model, not a curated record
CCGGGAUCGCUGUGGAUUCGUCCCGUAUUGGCGUUGCUUUGGUAGUGCACGUAGCUUUUCUAUCAUAAAAGAACAGUUCUCCGCGAUCCAUACGCUAGCUGCAAGCGAUUCGGAUAUCCAAACAUGGCCUUCAAUCCCUACUUAUUCCUUUACAAUACAGCACUGGUUUUGGGAUGGGGAUAUUGCCUGUACCUGACUGUGGAAACCAUCUUUAUAAAGCAUGGAUCCACGGCUGACCUCUGGAAGGUGGUGGAGACACCUCUAAAAGUCUCUCAAACAGCGGCCGUCAUGGAGGUGGUGCACAGCGCCGUGGGGCUAGUCAGGUCGCCAGUAGCCAUCACAGGUAUGCAAGUGGCUUCCCGUCUGUGGAUUGUGUGGGGCAUCAUUAAUCUGGCACCGGGUGAAGCGACCCGCGGGUCGGUCAUGGUGGGACCCAAGUUGCCCCUUCCGGCUCCAGUGGGUGACUUCCAGCCUCAGCUGAGCCUGACGACCCUGCUUUUGGCCUGGUCGGUGACGGAGGUCAUCCGGUACGGCUUCUUCGCUGUCAAGGAAGUUCUCGGGUCGGUGCCGUACCCUGUGCUGUGGCUCCGUUACACGACCUUCAUUCCUCUGUACCCGCUUGGUGUCGCAAGCGAGCUGACUAUGGUCCGGCUGGCCUUGCCGGCCAUUCGGUCCUCGCGCGUGGGGUGUAUCGACAUGCCCAACAGCUUCAACUUCGGAUUCGAUUACUGGUUGUUCUGCUUGCUGGUGGUGGCGGGGUAUAUUCCAGGUCUUCCCCAGCUGUAUCUGUACAUGUUGGCACAGCGGAAAAAGGUGCUGAGUGGCGGUGCCGGCAGCAACGGCUCUGCGGCGGCGACGGCAGACAGAAAGAAAACGAAGCGCAGCUAA